UCGAGCGUGCGAGCCACUGCGGAUUUAAUAAUAAAAGUUCGCUUAAUACAUUUCAGUUUAAAUAUGAACGAGUUUUGGAUUAAAUUUAUUACUCUGGCUGUUCUUGCAGUUCAUUUUUCGGGGAUUGAAGCGCAACUUGAACUUUACUAUGAAGAUAUUGUCAUCGAGACUAUCGACCCGGAAUACAUCAAAGACCCCGAAGCUCACAUCAACACUGACAGCGACGAUGAAGACUCCAUUUUCGUCAAUUUUACAAUCAUAAAACCAUUGCCAACGACUGCGCAAGGCCAUCUAGAGCUGAUUGGUGCGUCGAUGGGGGAGUACGUGAUGCCAACGGGAUUUGUUUUCGACAUGGAUAUCUGCGAUUUGAUAGACGAACCCGUGCUGAUCGGCCCCUUCCUCAAGAGUAUCGGUUUCACACCUGAGGACUGUCCGCCGCCGACUGGGGUUUACACCACCACGGAAUAUCGACCGCCCAUGGAGGAGCUUCCGCCAGAGUUGCGCCCUAACAAGUACAAAGUCAUUUUCGAUAUGACUGAUGACGACACAAUAAUGUUAAGGGUGGUUUUCUACGUUGAAGUUCAGUAAACGCUGGGUGAGGCAGUGAACUGAGAUGAGGGACGGCUAUCGUGGGGCAACCGCACGGAAUUUAUUUUGAAUAAUGUCAAGUUUUAUUUGUAAUCAUUUCAGGAAAUUCAAUAGAACUAAUUGAUGCACCAAAUGGAGGAGAAUUAAUUAGAGUAUCAAUUAAAUGGAACGAGGAAUGCAAUAAAUGAUAUUAAUAAGAAAGUAUGAAUGCAGUAAAGUUUAAAUUCAACAAUUUUGUUAAUUAGUUUCAAUCAAAUUUGUUCAUUAAGUUUCGUAAGAAAAAUUUGGGACAAAUCAUGGAGAUUCAGCGUCAUUACAAUUACAUUUUGCACUGAAUUAUUAAUUUUUUAAACGGCUGUUGUUGAUGAAUAAAUAAUUGAAAUUAUUUAAA
Molecule: messenger RNA, 979 nt
Organism: Diachasma alloeum
Lineage: Eukaryota; Metazoa; Arthropoda; Insecta; Hymenoptera; Braconidae
Exons: 4
Coding region: 64-588 (174 amino acids)
Source: RefSeq, a predicted model, not a curated record